This is a messenger RNA of Ruditapes philippinarum (Manila clam), 2525 nucleotides long. Its product is annotated as ER membrane protein complex subunit 2-like. The transcript is spliced from 10 exons. NCBI's taxonomy places the organism in Eukaryota, Metazoa, Mollusca, Bivalvia, Venerida, Veneridae. Gene Ontology annotation, molecular function: protein binding. Gene Ontology annotation, biological process: protein folding in endoplasmic reticulum. The coding region runs from base 77 to 1009 and encodes 310 amino acids. Gene Ontology annotation, cellular component: EMC complex. The record is from RefSeq and is a predicted model, not a curated record.
AAAAAUCAGUAAACUGCAACUUUCUACGAGAUGAUUUACACUUGUGUCCUUGGAAACGGCGUUCUACGCAUGCGUUAUGAAAUCUCGCUUCAAGUCUCGUUUCCGGUGUUAUUUCGGCACAGAAAUGUCACGACAAAUAAAUUGGGAAGAGGCUAGAGAUGCUUUGAGGAAGAUAAGGGAGGAGCAGAUUAGAGAUGGUGCUAGAGUUAUACGACUGUGGAAACAGGUGCUGGCUAAUUGUGCUCAUAAACUUGGAGAUGAAGUUUGGACAGUUCAAGAACAAGUUACUGUAGCAGCUUUGGAUUGUCAAAACUUUGAUUUAGCAAAUGAAUGUAUAACGUCAUUAAACAGAAAAUUUCCAAACUCGAUGAGAGUGAGACGUUUAUUUGGAAUGUACUUUGAAGCUUCAGGAAGGUAUGAGAAAGCGACAGAACAGUAUGAGAAAAUAUUGGAAGAAGAUGGCACAAAUAUGUUUGCCAGAAAGAGACAGAUAGCUAUAUUAAAAGAGAAGAACGAUAUACCUGGGGCCAUUGAUGCUCUUAAUAAAUAUCUAGAAAUGUUUAUGACAGAUUUUGAUGCAUGGAUGGAGUUAUGUGAUAUAUAUUUAUUGUACCAGGAUUACAACAAGGCUGGCUUCUGCAUGGAGGAGCUCAUCAUGUCCAACCCACAUAAUCAUCUAUAUCAUCAAAAAUUUGCAGAGAUAAAGUACACACAAGGAGGGUCAGACAAUCUCGAGACAGCUAGGUCGUACUUUGCUCAAGCGUGUAAACUCAACCCUAACAACAUGCGGGCACAGUUUGGUCUACUUUUAACUGCCAGUAACCUAGCAACAGGGUAUUCCAAAAGUCAGAAAGAAAAGAAUAGUAACAGUAAAUAUGCUGUUUGGGCAGCAGAACAAAUUAUAGAUAAAUACCAGACUACAGCAACAGAGGAACAAUUAAAAGAUACCAAAGUCUUGGACUUGAUUAAAAAGAUGCAAGAAAAUUUAGUACCACAGUCAGAGACUUGAUGUAGUAUAAACAAACACGUGUAGGGUCAUCAUUCUAGAGAAUUGUGUUCAUUUUAUAAGUGCAGGAACGUUCUGAUUAAUUUAUAAAAUGUUAAAGUAUGAUGGGAAUAUUUCUAACAGUGCAAUUAUUUUUUACUUUUAUUGGAUUUUUUUUUUUUUACUUGAGUUUAUUGUAAGGGAACGGAAUAUGAGGUGUUGCGGAAACAACAUUGUGAUUUACUAUCUUGUGCAUAAAAGAAGGACAACAAAAUGAAGCAGUGUUCCUACUAGAUCUUGAAACAUUUUUUUGGAGUGAAAAAUGCAGUUUUAUGUUGGAUUUUUUUCCCCUAAUUUAAGAUAUAUUGCAAAAGUCUUAAAACCUUGCUGUAUAUAAGGUUCUUUCAUUAUGAGUCAUAUAAAGUUAUUCGGAAACACUGUUCAGAGGAACUUUUACGAUGAAUUUUCUGCAAUAUAUUCAACUCUAACCAAGCAGGACAUGGGAAGGAAUAUUGUACGGAAAAGAAACAUUUUGGGGAAAAAAUGUAAAUAAUAAUGAAUGAAAAUAUACAGUGUAAUGAUGGAAGUUUUAGUGACCGGGCAUUGUGAAGAGGAGAGAUAUUUUACAUUUGUUUACAACAUGAUUGUGUUCACUUUUCUCAUAGUGCCAGCUUGUUACUGUUACAUAUACAUGUUAACCUAUGUGUAUGUUAUGUUUGUUGUCGUUGUUGUUGUUGUUUAAAUAUUGGCAAAUAAUUACAAGAAAUGAGUUGAAUAUAGGAUAUUUAGUUGUCUAUAAAGAUGGAUUAUUUUCAAGUUGAGGUCAAUGUUUAAUACAAAAAUAGGCAGUAUUUUUUUUUUCUCUGUGGACUUUUGUGGUCCACUUAUAUUGUCCAACAAAAAAGUGUGGGUUAAACUUUUAGAUUGAGAAAUGCUUAAGAAAAUUAGUAUUAGUAUGAUAAGAUUAAGUGACACAAAAGACUUUUUAAAUACACUAAUUAGUUCAUUUUGUGUUUUCCUUUUUUGAGUUCACAUUGACCAAUUUAUUCUAAUUGUGAAUUCAAUAUAAUGUAUACCAUAAAACUUGAGUGCACAUGUGUUCUUAACUCGGCCUGUAUGCAUUUGUUUGUCCACAUGUGUGCUACUUAAUAUGAUAUUUCUCAUGGCAGGGUUUGUAAGCCCUUGGAAUGAUAACAGUUACAAUGCCAUGGCUGCGCCCGAGUUACAGCGUAGGUUCAGCUUUACUCAUAAUUUUGUGCAAUUUGGCCGUUCUCUACUUUUGAUUCCUUAUGUUUAGUAUUUCGAUAUUUCAAAUUAGAUAGACAGAUGGCUAUCUUAAAUGUCCAAUGUUAUAAUAAGGUCAGAGGUCGACACUAUGGGUAACAACUGUCAUACUUUAAACCAUAUGAUCAUGAAAACCAAAGUCAAAGUGGUACUUUGUUUGUAUCUACAAAAUAAGAAAUAAACAGAUUUUUAUUCUAUAAUGUAAUUAUGUAUACGUUUAUUAACUUAAAAAGAAAAUAAAAAAGUAAAAUUUUAA